CUUCCCCCACUCACUCACUCCUCCCUCCCACUCCCCACUUCACUCUCACAGCAACCGAGUACUAGUACAAAGUUCUUCGAAUCCCACCGCCGCCGCCGCCGCCGCAGCAUUGCGCGAUGGCCGGAUUCGCGACCUCGCGCCCCGCAUCCCUCGCCCUCGCGGCGCUGCUCGCGUUCCUCAACCUCUUCGCCUUCCUCCUCGCCGUCGGCGCCGAGCGCCGCCGGAGCACGGGGAAGGUGGUGCCGGACGAGUACGACCUGCGGUCCUACUGCCUCUACGACACCGACGCCUCCACCGUCUACGGCGUCGCGGCCUUCUUCGUGCUCCUCCUCGCCCAGGCGCUCGUCACCGCCGCCACCCGCUGCCUCUGCCUCGGCCCCGCGCUCUCCUCCCGCGGCUGCGCCGUCGCCUCCUUCGUCCUCUCAUGGAUAACAUUUCUCACCGCAGAAGCCUGCCUUAUUGGUGGAUCUGUGAGGAAUGCGUACCACACCAAGUAUCUUGGUUACUACAUGAAGCAUGACUUGGUCACAUGUGCCACGCUUCGCAAGGGAGUCUUUGCAGCAGCUGCUGCCUUGAUGCUUAUAAAUCUCCUGGCAUCUCUCAUGUACUACUGGAGUUACUCGAGAGCUGCAACAGGUGGGUUCAUCAAGCACCAGAACGAAGUUGGCAUGAGCAUGACGGAUUACGGCCUUGACAAGGGUGGCUCUAUGCCCUGAGUACUGGAGUAGCAUCAUGUUGCUCUUUGUUCAUCUGGCGGCUAUGACGAGUUACGAGAUUUCUCAGCUUUCUGUGCCAGAAGGUAUGUUCUUGCUGUGCACAGUGAUGCAGUGGAUGACACACAAAUGCGGUUAUGAUAUAUAGUGGUAGUUUUAUUGUAUGUCUCUAAAUUAUUACAACGUUAAAACUCUUUAGGUCCUGGUUGUUAAUUGUUAUAUGGCAUGUGCCUGCUUGCCAUUGGGCAUUGGCUAUCAGCACUACUUUUAGUGCAAAUACAGGUUUAGAUUGUUUGUGCUGGACAAUUGAGGCCAGUUCUUAACAGGGGUGGUUUACAUCA
Molecule: messenger RNA, 1054 nt
Organism: Oryza sativa Japonica Group (Japanese rice)
Lineage: Eukaryota; Viridiplantae; Streptophyta; Magnoliopsida; Poales; Poaceae
Source: RefSeq, a predicted model, not a curated record